Molecule: messenger RNA, 1399 nt
Organism: Cajanus cajan (pigeon pea)
Lineage: Eukaryota; Viridiplantae; Streptophyta; Magnoliopsida; Fabales; Fabaceae
Product: auxin-responsive protein IAA27
Biological process (GO): regulation of DNA-templated transcription
Cellular component (GO): nucleus
Source: RefSeq, a predicted model, not a curated record
CUAUACUAAAGAAAGGGCAGAGAAGGUUGUUUUAUGCAUCAACAAAACAAGGUCUUAGCUUCCCUGUCAGUAUCACAACAUAACUGCUGUUGAACCUCUGCUUUCAGACUAGCUUGCGGUUCAAAGUUUUGUGAAUUAAAUUUAUGACACAUACAAAUACUAUAUAGUACUAUUAUAUUAUAGUAUAUACUGGACUUGUGUUGGAUCCUUUGAUCUUGUGGUUUUGAUGUCGAGAUCUUUGAAACAUGAUUACAUAGGGUUGGCAGAGAAUCCGUCAAUGGAUGGAAGCUCUGACAAACUGUCUUCUUCUGAAGAUGGUAAAACCUUGAAGGAGACAGAGCUGAGGCUUGGCCUCCCUGGUAGCGAGAGAAAAUCAGGUGGUGGAGGAGUGUGUCUUUUUGGGAAGGAGUUGCAUAAUGUUUUGAAGGCUGGGGCUAAGAGGGGCUUCUCUGAUGCUAUUGUCACUGAUGGAUCUCAAGGACAAGGACCUUCUUUCUUCUCUCCCAAUGUUGACAAAACUCUUGUUGCUUUAGACACUCAAACUAACACCAACAAAGACCUUGCCAAACCGGUUCAGGAAAAGAAUGAUCAGGUUGCUGCAACAAAUGGCCAUGCCACUGCUCCUGCUGCUAAAGCACAGGUUGUGGGAUGGCCACCAAUUCGAUCUUUCCGAAAGAACACGAUGGCCUCUAAUUUGACAAAGAACAAUGAAGAAGCUGAGGGAAAACCUGGGUUUGGUUGUCUUUAUGUGAAAGUCAGUAUGGAUGGUGCCCCUUAUCUUAGAAAGGUUGAUCUCAAAACCUAUUACAACUAUAUGGAGCUUUCUUCAGCUCUUGAGAAGAUGUUCAGCUGCUUCACCAUUGGUCAAUGCAAUUCUCCUGGACUUCCUGGGAAAGAUGGACUAAGUGAGAGCUCUUUGAGGGAUCUUCUCCACGGAUCUGAGUAUGUUCUUACAUAUGAAGAUAAAGAUGGAGAUUGGAUGCUUGUGGGUGAUGUUCCAUGGGAAAUGUUCACUGAUUCAUGUCGGAGACUAAGGAUAAUGAAAGGCUCUGAAGCAAUUGGGCUAGCUCCAAGAGCCAUGGAAAAAUGUAGAAGCCAAAACUAAUGCAGAAAAACCCGUUACACCAAAACGGGCUAUUCACUGAAGCAUAUAAAGAUUUACAAGGGCGUUUGAGUUUAUGAUUCUGUUCAAAAUCAAAAACUUAUGUUAUUCAGUGUCUCAGUUUUUGUGCAUUAAUAGUCUGACAAGUUAUUAGAAUUCAACUGGAGACAUCCAGACAGAUAUAUAUACACAUAUUUUGUUUGUUUCUCUAUUUUGUGUAUCUGGAUUUUAGUUUCUGUAUAAAAGAAUUGCUUGUCGUGCUUCUAUAAAUUUUCUUCAUGUAUUUGUUUUAAUAUA